CGACAAAUCCCGUCACCCUUGGCGGCACUGCAUGUAAUAAACACUGCCUCCCCCGCAUUCCCUGCGCAUCGGAGCCGAGGCACUCAGCGCGCCCCUCAUAUCCGAAGCCUCCCUACGAGGGCGCUCGAAGCCCUAUAUUAUCACCUAGUAGGGCGCAUCCGUCUCUUAGUAAUAAUUACAGUCACUACAGUCGCAUAUCUCCUUAGCGGUCGCUUUCGCCAAACGAGUCGUGCUAGGUAGGCAUCACCCUCGUCUCCCCAUGGCGCAGCAGGUCGACGUAGUAAUCUGCGGCGGGGGCUCGGCCGGCCUUUGCGCGGGCGUCUGGCUCGCCCGCUGCGGCGUCAGCUUCCAGAUCCUCGAGCGCGGUACCGGGCCGCUAGAGAACGGCCAGGCGGAUGGGGUGCAAUGUCGGACGGUGGAGUUGUUCGAGAGCUUCGGGCUCGCCGACGCGCUCCUCAAAGAGGCCUACCACGUCACUGAGAUCACGCUCUGGGCGCCUGAUAGCGAGCGCCGCGGCGGCAUCCGGCGCACGCAUUUCACGUCCGACAAGCAGCGAGGCUUGAGCCACCAGCCGCACGUCACCCUGAACCAGGCCGCGAUCAACAGGAUCCUGACCGACGAGAUGGAGCACGCUUCUGGCCGCCCCUGCGUCGAGUACGGCUGCGAGGUUCUGGGUGUCGAGGUAGAUGGCGAGACUGCGCGGGAUCCCGAUCAGCACUGCGUUACUGUCAGAGCGUCUAAAGACGGGGUAGAGCGACUGUAUCGUGCGAAAUACGUCCUGGGGAGCGAUGGAGCGCAUAGCAUUGUCCGGAAGUCCCUCGGAUUCCAGAUGGUCGGCGACACGACCGACGCUGUAUGGGGGGUGAUGGACAUCUACCCGCGAACAAGCUUUCCGGACAUCCGUAGGAAGGUUAUGGUGAAUUCCGAGGCGGGGAACGCACUAAUCAUACCUCGCGAGGGGGACUACAUGAUCCGGAUCUACAUAGAGUUAAAAGGCGCGGCCGGAAAGGAUGUCACACUGGACGAGAUCAUGCGGCGGGCGCGCCUCAUCCUGAGCCCGUACACGCUCGAGGCCGCCGAGACGGUCUGGUGGUCGGCGUACUCGAUCGGCCAGCGCCUCGCAGACAAGUUCCACCAGGACUACCGCGUCUUCCUCGGCGGCGACGCGUGCCACACGCACUCGCCCAAGGCCGGCCAGGGCAUGAACGUCAGCAUCCAGGACGGCUACAACAUCGGCUGGAAGCUCGCCGCCGUGCUCCGCGGCCGGGCCGGGCCCGAGAUCCUCGAGACGUACGUCUCCGAGCGCCAGAAGGUCGCCGCCGACCUGAUCGACUUCGACCGCAGGUGGUCCCGGCUUUUCUCGUCGACCUACCGGCGCGAAAACGGCGUCACGUCGGAGCAGGUACACGCCCAGACCGUGCUCCACGCCAGGUUCACCUCGGGCAUGGCGACCCGGUACGAGGACUCGUCGAUCGUCUCGGCGGCCGCCAGCGAGGCCGCCCUCGCCGCCAACAUAACGGUCGGGAUGCGGUUCCCGAGCGCCGAGGUGAUACGGCAUUGCGACGCGCGCGAGACGAGGAUGGUCUUGGCCAUGCCAGCCGAUUCGCGGUGGCACGUGGUUGUCUUUGCCGGCGACAUCCGGGAGCGCGAUGCUCUGGAGCGGCUGCGAAAUUUUUCAAUCGGCCUCGAGAGUGUCAUCGACGCCGUCACGCCGCCCGACGCCGACCGCGACACCGUCGUCAACCCCUUGCUUAUCCUCUCCUCCGGGCACACCGAGACCGAGCUGGACCAGGUCCCGCCCGUCUUCACGCCUACCGUUUCCAAGUGGAGAAUCAAGUCUUUGCUCAAGGUCUUCGUGGAUGAGGAAGGCUACCACUCCCCCCACGGCCACGCAUACGAUAUAUACGGCAUAGACCCGGGCCGAGGUGCGGUCGUGAUAGUCCGUCCAGACCACUACAUCUCCAAAAUAUGCUCGUUGGCCGACAUCGGCGCCGUCAAGGAUUUCUUCUUCGGGUUCAUGAAGCGGAUAGAAGAGUAGGGCUGCCCGUCUACCACGCGUGAUAUUACCCUGGGAUGAUGGUUAUUAGAGGGCAUUAUUAUUACGUAUCGGAUGUAAUUAAUAUUCGUGUUGAGCCGGUCAGUGAGAGCAACGUUUGUGUAUUAUACGCAAUCACGAAACAUGUAUCUAAAGUAACUAGGCGAGGAAACAAGACUCCGGCCUACGUGCGAGAACCAAUCAACGCCAAUACAUAUGACUGAGAAAGAAGAAGAAGAAGAAGGAAACCCCCCAGCACCUCAGGAGUUGACCUCGGCGAACCAGGUCCUCAGCAGCCCCGCCAGAGCGCCGGGCAGGUCCUCCAGAUUGUGCACGAUGAGGUAGUAUUGGAAGGGGAACGUGUCGAGAUAGUACUCGGUCUUGAUCUCCUCGUUACCCAGGAAGCGCACCUUCUUGAGGUUCACGACGCUCUGCGGCUGGUGGUGCUCGCCGUUCGUGCCCGACCUCGACGUGGUGUCGUCCAUGAUGAUGAAGACGAGCAUGAUGCGCUCCUCGGCCGCCUCGCGCAGGAGCAGGCGUAUGCGCUCGUGGGCGGCCGAGGGCGUGAGGCCGUCCGACAGGACGAGCGCGAGCUGCCAGAGGUC
Messenger RNA from Durotheca rogersii, 2640 nucleotides. Its product is annotated as FAD binding domain-containing protein. The coding region runs from base 260 to 2038 and encodes 592 amino acids. NCBI's taxonomy places the organism in Eukaryota, Fungi, Ascomycota, Sordariomycetes, Xylariales, Xylariaceae. The record is from RefSeq and is a predicted model, not a curated record. Gene Ontology annotation, molecular function: FAD binding. The transcript is spliced from 5 exons.